This is a messenger RNA of Hypoxylon fragiforme, 3605 nucleotides long. RefSeq lists its product as uncharacterized. The transcript has a single exon. Bases 267 to 3554 code for a protein of 1095 amino acids. Gene Ontology annotation, molecular function: protein binding; RNA binding. NCBI's taxonomy places the organism in Eukaryota, Fungi, Ascomycota, Sordariomycetes, Xylariales, Hypoxylaceae. The record is from RefSeq and is a predicted model, not a curated record. Gene Ontology annotation, biological process: RNA processing.
AGAUCCGGCUAAUCGUAAAGCGCACGUUUAUCCCCAGUUGAAACCGAUCCCGGUCGCAUAUCGAAACAAAAAAGGAAGGUAAAAUAGAAGAAGGAGGAAAAAAGAAAAAAAGAAAAAAGGGACAAGUCUACCGUUUGUACGAGGGUCGCAUAUCGACAAACGAGAAAAAAAAAAUCCGAACACGGCCUAACUCGAUCCGAGAAUCCACCUACCGUCGCGAAACACAUGAAGCCGGCCGGGCUGUCUUUGCGCGAAACAAGGACAAAAUGGCGAACCCCGUGGGCGAGGAUAGUUGGUUAGCUUACGUCGAAGAAGAAAGCCGACACGCUUCUGAUCUCGACGCGCGCGUCAAAGUCGUCGAACUUUUCCGGAAUGCCAUUUCCUCAGAGCCUGGAAGUCUUAAGAUCUGGUUGGCCUACUGUGAAUGGUUUUGGUCUUUGUUUAUCGAUUGCCAGUCCAGCGAGGCUGGAUGGUCUCAGGAAGAGCAGCAGCAAGGUCGUGAUCUAUUCACCUUUGAUGCCGCCCUGAGUCUUUGGAGCGAUGGAUACGAUGCCAUCAAGUACCGCAUCAACGACAGCCAUGAGUUCUGGAACCGAUGGGUUUCGAUAGAACUCGAGCAGCUGGCUCGGACGCGGACUCCCGUCGGCGUAAAGCGCAUAUCACACCUCUUCCGCGACCGAUUGCAGGUCCCCCAUUCCACCUGGGAAAACACGUCGCAGAUGUUCUCUAGCUUUCUGAGCACGUAUAACAACACUGCUUACGAAUCCGAAUUCAAAGAGGUUACCGCCAGUGCCCAAGAAGCCAAGGCCGCAUACGAAGCACGAGAACCCUACGAAUUGAAACUGAACAGAGCUGCGAAGUCGGGCGAUCAAGAGGCCUAUAAGACUAUCAUGAAGGAGUACAUAAACUGGGAGAUGUCACAGAUCCAGAAGGCGAGGAAUUCUACGUUGACCGUGUCUCUCUGCCUCGGAUUAUUUUCGAGAGCCUUGAGUGGUGUAUUCACUUUUGAUGAGGAGGUUUGGAACGACGCGACUAUCUAUAUGUCAGGCUUACAACACCAGUCUCGAACAGCGCAGCUCCCUCAAUUGGCCGAGGCCGAGAUUCUAAAGUUCUACCAACGAGCCACGACGCAUUGCCCGUGGUCUGGUCCUCUCUGGUCUCGAUAUAUCUUGACUGCCGAGGAAGCAGGAUGGUCGUUCCAUAGCGUCGAGUCGAUUAAGCACGCUGCUACGAAUACGAAGGCUCUCGACAAAAACGGCAUGGCAGGUGUUUUGGACAUGUACACUGCAUGGUGUGGUUUCCUAAAACGGACGGCUAUGGACCCUAGCGCUCCGGACGACGCAGCCGACGUCGCUGAAGUUGGCCUGUUGGCUGCACUGGAGGAUGUCGAUUUGUGGGGAAGGCGUUUGUAUAAGGACACAUAUCGUGGAGAUCCUAACUAUAGACUACAGCGCAUUCUUAUCCAGUACCUGACUGAAGUGAAGGGCGAGAUCGACGAGGCACGGAAUCACUGGGAUCGGAUGGCCGGCCAGUCUCUAUUGGCUGACAGCUACGACUUCUGGCUCAAUUAUUAUCUCUGGGAGAUGAUGAUAUAUGCAUCUAGACCAAAGCCCCGAAGCCCCACACCAGCCACACCGGUAGGUGGUAGUACCAGGGUCAAGAGGAUUCCGGGUCUCGCCACCGGUGUCUUGCAGCGGGCCAUUGGCCGAACCACGUUGGAUUGGCCCGAACGAAUCAUGGACGUCUAUUUGCAGCAUUGCAACGACUACGAGAGUCCCGAAGCUCUUCAUCAAGCAUUAGACUUGGUCCACCAGACUCGACGGGAGAUUGCCAAACGCCGUGAGCGAGAAAGUGCUGAAGCCGCCGCCGCUUACGCCGCCCAGGUACAAGCACAGCAGCAGACAGUGUCAGGAGAGGGUGUCGAAGAGGGUGGUGUGCCCGGUUCGCCGUCUGGAUCCAAGAGGAAACGAGAGUUCACGCCGGGUGACGGAACGCAUGGCGUAAAUAAGCGAGUGAAGAGCGUGGAACUUGAUGGGAUCGAGAGCGCCGCUAACGAGCAGAAACUUAAGCGUGACCGAGAGAACACUUCAGUCAUGGUUACGAACCUACCUCCCGAUGUGACGCAAACGGCUAUUCGGAAGUAUUUCAGGGAAUACGGGCACAUCAAUAACUUGGACAUUCGCAGGGAGGAAGAUGGUGAGUCCAACUCCGUCCUAAUCGAGUUCAGAUCUACGGAGGAUGUGCAGUCGGCGCUCUUGCGAGAUCAGAAGUACUUCAACCAACAUCAGAUCAGCGUUCAACCCGGUACCGGCCUAACCCUCUUCGUAUCCAAUUACCCGCCUACGGCCGACGAAACGUACAUACGCGACCUCUUCAAGGACUGUGGUGAGGUCUUUUGUGUCCGCUUUCCAUCUUUGAAGUACAACACGCACCGUCGCUUUUGCUACGUGUCAUUCAAAGACCAAGAUUCCGCCUAUAAAGCAACGUUGCUCGAUGGCAAAGUCCUUGAAGGCAAAUUCAAGUUGCAAUCGAAGUACUCGAGUCCUGCGCAUAAGAAGGAUCGCGAAGGGGCUAUUGCGGAAGGUCGAGAAGUCCGAGUAAAAAACGUGGAUUCAUCUGCAAACGAGAACGAUCUGAAAGACGUGUUCAGCAAAUAUGGUAAAGUGGCCGGAGUCCGUAUUGUGAAAAAUAUGGGUGGCAAGAAUCUCGGCAUGGCUUAUAUUGUGUUUGAGACGAAAGAAGAUGCUGAAAAUGCCCUGGAACUUGACAAGACCAAGUUCAAGUCUCAGAUUCUUUUAGUUGAACUGAGCAAGGACUCCAACUUCAAGCCCUUUGCCACGAACCGAGGCGACCGUGCUUCGGCAUCCCCAGCACCUAACGGAGACGGCGACAUUGCCAUGUUAGACAGUCCUGGUGAACACAACGGUGGAGGCCAGAUGCCAACAUCGAAAGAGAUCCAGGAACGUACAAUGAGCAUCAUGAAUAUACCCGACACUGUCAACGAUGCGCGCGUUCGUGCCAUUGCAGAAAAGCACGGCGAGGUCGUGAAACUGGUCCUGCGACCUGAUCACCGAGGUGCCAUAGUUGAGUUUGCAGAGGCUUCGGCGGUUGGACGAGCAGCAUUAGCUUUGGAAGGUUACGAGAUCAUGCCGGGACGAAAACUACGCACCGGAAGCGUGAAUGAUUUAUUUAUGGAGAAGAGUGAAAUACGAGAAGACAAAAUCGUGACAGGGAGAAGCAAGAAUGCUGCUAAUAAUAAGAAUGCGGGAGGCUCUAAGGGGAGCAGUACAUUUAUGCCACCACCCCAGAACGUCCGAAGACCGGUGUUAGGGCGAAGCGGCGCAAAGCGUGGAUUAGGGUUCACCGUUGCCAAGAAGGAUAACGGCGAAAAUCAUCAUAAUCAUCAGGCGGCCAACGGAAAUGGGACAGGGCCGGUAGCUAAGCCUAAAAGUAAUGCCGAUUUCAAAGCCAUGUUUCUCACCCCUGGAAAAGGAAGGGAUGGCGCCGAAAAGGAUAAGGAGGGUGGUGUCACAAACGGUGUAGGCCGGACUUAGGAUGACCAAAUGAAUAUUUACGUUUUUUCAACUUUUUUUUCUUUUCCUUUU